AUGGUCCGCGCCCUCAAGCACCACGAGAAAAAACUCCUCCGCAAGGUCGACUUCCACACGUACAAGUCGGACAACAACCACCGCGAGUCGACGAUCCGCACGCGCUACCAUCUGCAGGACCCGCUCGACUACCGCAAGUACAACAACCUGUGCGGCUCGCUGCGGCAGCUGGCGCACAAGCUGAGCGAGCUGGACCCCGCGGACCCCGUGCGCCGCAAGCUCGAGGCCAACAUGCUGGACAAGCUGUGGCGGAUGGGCAUUCUGAAGCAGAGCCGCGAGCAGGGGGCCGGGCUGUCGCGGGUCGAGCGCGAGGUGACGGUGUCGGCGUUCUGUCGGCGGCGGCUGGGCGUGUUCAUGGCCAGGUCUGGGAUGGUGGAGAAUGUUGUUGCUGCAAACACAUUCAUCGAACAAGGCCACGUUCGGGUCGGAACGGAGGUCGUCACCGACCCCGCCUACCUGAUCACCCGCAAUAUGGAGGACUUUGUGACCUGGGUCGAUAGCAGCAAGAUCAAGCGGACGAUCAUGAACUACAGGAAUAAGGUGGAUGAUUUCGAUUUGUUGUGA
Molecule: messenger RNA, 564 nt
Organism: Aspergillus aculeatus ATCC 16872
Lineage: Eukaryota; Fungi; Ascomycota; Eurotiomycetes; Eurotiales; Aspergillaceae
Product: snoRNA-binding rRNA-processing protein IMP3
Exons: 2
Coding region: 1-564 (187 amino acids)
Biological process (GO): rRNA processing
Cellular component (GO): small ribosomal subunit; small-subunit processome; Mpp10 complex
Molecular function (GO): snoRNA binding; structural constituent of ribosome; rRNA binding
Source: RefSeq, a predicted model, not a curated record